CAGUGUGAGACUCCGUCUCAAAAAAAAAAAAAUAUAUAUAUAUAUAUAUGCAUGGGUGUAACUGCAAUAAUGUUAGCCCCCACUCUUUUCACCUUUAUCCACUGAUCAUGAUGAAAGCCGUUUUCAGUGGCAGAAAUCAAAUGGGAGAUGGAAGGAAAGGUAGUGCAUAUACUUCCUGCUUCUCUUGGCUUCCUCAGAUUUCAGCACCGACUCCCUCCCUCUGCACUUGUGAUUAGACAUCUUGGUGGCUGGGGAGGAGGCCCUUGCAGGGCAGUCUGCUGUUCAUAUGCCCCCAAUAUGUCCAUGCCGGGCACAGACUGCACAUGAGUCAGGUAGAGUGUUGGUCAUGCCUGCUUUGCAGGAAUAUGCCUAGUUUUAUCUCUAUUUCUGGCUUGUUGGGAAAAUCCCACUAUCUCCCAGAAGGAAGAAGGUCAAGUACUGGAAAAGAAGAGAGAGAACAGAUCAUUUCACAAGGACCAAGGGUCAAUAUAGCGGUACUCAGACAUUUUAGGUGAAAAUGCUUCCCCUCACAUUAAUAACUUAAGUAGUGACCCUGAAUUACCUGAAAGAAGAUGUGUAUAUAUGUGCAGGCACUGGUUUCUCAUGAACAAAAGCUUUUUAAAAUUUAACUUUGCCAACAAGCGUUUUCUUGUUUUUCUAGAAAUGAGGUGACCAGCUCUUUCAGAAUAUACAGCAACUGCCUCCACAUAAAGCAGUGCCAGGUUUAGGAGAUUUACGGUAAACCCAUGUUUCCAAGGAGGUCUGUACAGAAAGCCAGACUUCUACUGGCAGUUUCUGGGAGAGAUACGCUUUCCAUCCAUGGCGGCCGUUUACUUUUGAUCUGGGAGACGUUUAUAAUAGAAAAGGCACAAGUGGAAUAUUUAUUUGUUUCCCUCCGUUCCUCUAUUGUUUGGUGGCGUUGCCGUUGCAAGUAGGCAGGGCUAAAAUGAAAUGGUUAUCUCAGGAUCAUGGAAAACCUGGAAUCAAGGCUGAAGAAUGCCCUCUAUUUUCGUUGUGAGAAGGGAAACGAUUCCAUCUCUAUAUGCCAGAAGUGUGAGACGUGUGUCUUAGCCUGGAAGAUCUUCUCUACCAAAGAGUGGUUCCGCAGGAUCAGUGACAUAUCUCAGAGGAGGUUUCUAGUUAGCAUUCUGAAGCAGUUAAAUAGCUUAUAUUUGUUACACUAUUUCCAAAAUAUCCUUCAGACCACACAGGGAAAGGAUUUCAUCUAUAACAGGUCCCGGAUUGAUCUCAGCAAGAAGCAGGGGAAAGUUGCUAAGUCCUCCGUGAACCAAAUGUUGGAUAAAACAGUAGAACAGAAGAUGAAGGAGCUCUUGUACUGGUUUGGGAACAGCACGCACUGGACCAAGGCGAAUUAUACUCUCUUACUGCUGCAGAUGUGCAAUCCCAAAUUGCUGCUCACUGCUGCCAACGUGAUCAGAGUCCUGUUUCUGAGAGAACAGAACAAUAUCUCAGGGCUCAAUCAAGACAUCACAGAUGUGUGUUUUUCCCCCGAGAAAGACCACAGCUCCAAGUCUGCGAACUCACAAGUCUAUUGGACAGCCAAAACUCAGCACACGUCCUUUCCUUCGUCCAAAGCCCUAGAAAAUGAACACUUGCUUGGGGCAGCAUCUAACCCGGAGGGACCGUGGAGGCGUUCACUUCAGUGUAUUUCCGAGAUGAAUUGGCUGUUUCCUGAAAAAGGACACUUAACCAAGCCAGGGUUCGAUCCCUGCAAUCUGUUGGUUGACCUGGAUGAUAUCAGAGACCUGUCUUCUGGGUUCAGCAAAUACCGAGACUUUAUCCGUUACCUGCCCAUCCACCUCUCCAAGUACAUUCUAAGAAUGCUGGAUAGACACACCCUGAACAAAUGUGCCUCUGUGAGCCAGCACUGGGCCGCACUGGCUCAACAGGUCAAGGUGGAAUUGUCAGCGCACGGCUUCAUUCAGAGCCAGAUUGCCUUCUUGCAGGGGUCCUGCACAAGAGGAAUUGAUCCUAAUUACGCCAGUAAAGUUUCUAUCCCAGUUCCUAAAAUGGUAGAUGACGGGAAGCGCGUGCGUAUGAAACCUCAGAAGUGGAAGCUGAGAACGAAGAAUGACUACAACCUGUGGACUGCAUACCAGAACCAGGAAACGCAGCAGGUCCUGAUGGAGGAGAGAAAUGUUUUCUGUGGGACCUACAAUGUCCGCAUUCUCUCUGACACGUGGGAUCAAAACAGAGUCAUCCACUAUUCCGGGGGAGAUCUGAUAGCUGUGUCAUCUAAUCGAAAGAUCCGUCUUCUGGACAUCAUACAAGGAAAAGCGAUACCCGUUGAGUUCCGAGGCCAUGCUGGGAGUGUCCGAGCCCUCUUCCUGUGUGAAGAGGAAAACUUUCUCCUAAGCGGGAGCUAUGACCUAAGUAUCAGAUACUGGGAUCUGAGAAGUGGGGCUUGCACACGAAUCUUCAAUGGUCACCAGGGGACUAUCACUUGCAUGGAUUUAUGUAAGAACAGGCUUGUAUCUGGAGCAAGAGAUUGCCAGGUAAAAGUAUGGGAUGUAGACACAGGGAAGUGCCUGAAGACGUUUAGACACAAAGACCCCAUCUUGGCAGCCAGGAUCAAUGACACCUACAUUGUGAGCGCGUGUGAGCGAGGGGUGGUAAAAGUGUGGCACAUUGCCAUGAGCCAGUUGGUAAAGACUCUCAGUGGCCAUGAGGGAGCUGUGAAGUGCCUGUUCUUCGACCAGUGGCAUCUCCUCUCGGGAAGUGCUGAUGGCCUGGUCAUGGCCUGGAGCAUGGUGGGGAAGUACGAGCGCUGCCUGAUGGCCUUCAAGCAUCCCAGGGAGGUGCUCCACGUGUCCCUUCUUUUCCUCCGGGUCAUCAGCGCCUGUGCAGAUGGCAAGAUCCGAAUUUACAAUUUCCUCGACGGGAACUGUUUGAAGGUGAUAAAAGCCAAUGGCAGAGGCGAUCCUGUGCUGUCCUUCUUUAUUCGGGGCAACAGGAUGGUGGUCAACACAGAGAGCAAUGUUCUCAUGUUCCAGUUUGAGCACAUAAAGUGGCAGUAUGCCAUGGACAAAAUGAAACAAAAGAAGAAUAAGGAGAAAGAGGAGGAAAAAGAAGAAAAUAUCCUCAUGGAAAUUCUCUCCAAGUCUAACACUCAGGUUCACAGCCCGAGAGAGUCUGUAUCCAGUAAACAAACUGUGAUCCAGGAGCUCCUACCAAAGAAACCUCCGAAGUCCCGAGUACUCCUGAAGCCGGCCAAGUUAUCUUCAGCAAUGUUAACAGAGGAACCUGAAAGUCAAGGAAAGUCAAAAUUACCCCGGAGAGAUGCGGAUGAUGUGGAAAAAGGACAAAAACAAGGAGAAUUGGAAACUGCAGAGGAAUUGAUCAAUCACCCAGAAAGAAAGUCUUGGAAAAUCCCUAUGUCACCUGAUCGAUUCCUCCUGACUGUCAGCGCCCUGCAGCAAGCCCAUAAUUCUGGGGAAUUUGCCUAUCCCUGUAGGCCCCAAACAGAAAUCAUUGAUGCCUGGGGACCUUCAAUUACAUACCCAAGGAAGGUCUUGAAUCUCAAAGGAAAAUCAAUCCAACAUGCAGUUGAUCGGUUGAGAUUCAGCAAUCCUCCCAUAGAUGUGAAACAAACCAGUAUUCCCCUUGAAAUCCAGAAACUGCAGCCCAACUUGAAGAACUCUUUGCACAGUCCCAGAGUCCAGUCCACCAUACCCCAGCCCGUGAUUAUCCGCUCCAGGUUCUCUGGCAGCUUAAAGGGUGGAGACCAAGUGACCAGUUCAAUUGAAAGGGCAGUGUGCAGUACGGGUCCCCUGACCAGUAUGCAGGUCAUUAAACCAAACCGCAUGCUAGCUCCACAAAUGGGCACAGCCACCCUGUCUCUUAAGAAAGAGCGGCCUCGCAUCUACACAGCCCUUGAUCCCCUUAGAGUGAACACUGAGUUCGUGCUGUUGACUGUGAAGGAGGAGAAAGAGUACCAGGAAGCCAAGAUGAAGGAAUAUCAGGCCAGGGAGUCCACUGGAAUGGUUGAUCCAGAAAAAGCUCGCAAAGCUGCGUGGAUCAGAAAAAUCAAAGGCCUGCCUAUUGAUAAUUUCAUGAAGCAAGGGAAAACAGCCGCCCCUGAACUUGGACAAAAUGUGUUUAUCUAAACCAGCCUUGGGAAAUUACAAUGUCUUAAACAAUAAACAGAAAGCCAAAUGGA
Molecule: messenger RNA, 4180 nt
Organism: Cebus imitator (Panamanian white-faced capuchin)
Lineage: Eukaryota; Metazoa; Chordata; Mammalia; Primates; Cebidae
Gene: FBXW10B
Product: CMT1A duplicated region transcript 1
Exons: 15
Coding region: 969-4127 (1052 amino acids)
Molecular function (GO): protein binding
Source: RefSeq, a predicted model, not a curated record